AUGGAUAUUUCCUGCUUAGAGUGACUUUUCUGGAUAGGAAUCCACUGCAUAUAUUGGGGUUUUUUUUGAAACUUUCUCUUUUGUAGUUGUUCUGUAUGAAUUUGGGUGGACUUCAGUGGGCCCAGUCAAGCCACCGGUAUCUACUUGGAAGAAGCUGGAGUCAAAAGGACCAAAACUGUUGUUUAUGCACUACUCAACAGUGAUAGACCAGGUUGCACAUAUGGAGAACCAUAAGAUGAAUCAGUCAUCUCCAAAUCAGCUCUUCUCUUAGGAAACGCAGCCAACUCCUCACAUCACGGAGGCCCAGCAUGAAUAUUAACUGUGCUGGUGGGACAGGCUGGUCAAGAAAUCUGGAGUCCAAUUGCUCUGUGGAAAACGUAACUGUAGCAGUCCAUGAGUCAGAAGAAAAUAACGUGGUGCUAGGGGGUCACAGCCCCUCUCCAGGUCUGAGGUCUGAGGGUUUAGAUCCUGAAUGCCGACACACUGCUUUCCUGGUGAGCCCCCACAUCAGUAGCAUGUUGUCCACUUCUGAAGACACGCACAACUGUCAUUUCCAAGAUGGGAAUAAAAGACAGCCAGAAUAUUUUAAUACCCAGGAACGCCACGGAGGCAGCACUUUGUCUUCAAGCAUCAGUUCCCAAGCACAGCCUCCAGAGAAAGUGACGCUUGUGGUAGAUGGCACUCGCUUUGCAGUGAAUCCACAGAUUUUCACUGCUCACCCUGAUACUAUGCUGGGAAGAAUGUUUGGACCAGGAAGAGAAUAUAAUUUCACCCGGCCGAAUGAAAAGGGAGAAUAUGAAAUCGCAGAAGGAAUUAGCUCGGCUGUGUUCCGGACCGUGCUGGAUUAUUACAAAACAGGGAUCAUUAAUUGCCCUGAUGGGAUUUCAAUCCCAGACCUUCGAGACACAUGUGAUUACCUCUGCAUCAAUUUUGACUUCAACACAAUCAAAUGUCAAGAUCUAAGUGCUUUGCUACAUGAGCUGUCCAAUGAUGGUGCUCACAAGCAGUUUGAUAGCUAUCUGGAGGAGCUGAUUCUGCCUAUAAUGGUGGAUAGCGCCAGGAAAGGGGAACGUGAGUGCCAUAUUGUCGUGCUGACAGAUGAAGACACAGUGGACUGGGAUGAAGAUCAUCCACCUCCAAUGGGAGAGGAGUACUCGCAAAUCCUUUACAGUUCCAAGCUGUACAGAUUCUUCAAGUACAUUGAGAAUCGUGACGUUGCAAAAGCUGUAUUAAAGGAACGGGGUCUGAAAAAUAUUCGCAUUGGCAUUGAAGGAUAUCCCACCUGUAAAGAGAAGGUGAAGAGGAGGCCUGGUGGCCGGUCAGAAGUGAUAUACAACUACGUUCAACGGCCAUUCAUCCAGAUGUCGUGGGAGAAGGAAGAGGGCAAAAGCCGUCACGUCGACUUCCAGUGCGUUAGGAGCAAAUCUCUAACAAAUCUAGUCACUGUGGGUGAUGACGUUUCUGAGGACCAUGAGAUAUUAAUGCAUCACCCCCCACAGGUAGAUGAACUGGACAGGCUAAACGCACCGUUCUCCCAAAUGGCUGUUAACGAUCUACCAGAUUAGUCAUGGCUCAGGGCAGAUAGGCCCACUUGAUCUGGAAACAUCUCAGCAUAGUUUCCACCCAGGUGAUGGAACAAACUCCUGCAAGGUGUUUUAUCCUUGUUCAUGCUCUUACUACAUUGUCUUAUUUCAAGCAUGUUAAUAAAGAGCCACACUCCCUAGUCUAACUGUGCAAUCAAAAGCAACGUCUCCUCCAACAGAAAGAAAUGAUGCUGUUUGCUUCCACUACAAAAACUUCCAGAUUGGUGGGUGCUGAAUCUUUUACCUAAACUUCUAAAAGAAGAGCAGAAGUAUUUGGUAUGAGAGAGAAAAUUCCAGGCCUCUCAAGACAAAGCUUUCUUUUACCAUUAGGCACUUAGGUUUGCUUUUGUGAUAAUUGGUUACAAAGGACCGAACAUCAAAACAAGACAGAUUACACUCUUUCAUCAACCAGCAGAAAUGUAGCACUGUUGUGACAGCAAAAUACUGUGUGGGGGAAUCUGCUUACACUGCCACCUGGCUUUGCAUCCAGUGAUGUUGUACUGCUGUUUUUAGGAAAGAUGAAACUAGUUUAGUAGGAAGCGUGUACCUGUUCACAGGAAUUUCCCCAUAUAUACUUCUGCAUAAGAGGGAAUCGCACUGGUUUUAGGGAUAUUGUUUCCGUUCAGUAAAAUGAGCAAUCAGGCUGAAGGAAAAAGCCCCAAAAAAGACUCUAGUUGAUAUUUUACAAACUAAGUGAAUCUGUUUAAUAGUGAAAUAGAUGCAAGAAGCUCUCUAGAGGUGACUGUGCAUGUUAAAGACUUGCAGUUUUCUUUUCCAUCCCUCUGCUAAGCCAAACAAAAGCCAGCGGAGGAGCUCUCUGUACAGGCAGGCUAACAGCCAAGUAAAGCCCUUGGUCCCAUCAGCCUUAGAGUUCCUGCUGACUUUCCAAGGAGUGCUCAACCCACAGGGCCCAUUGCAGCUUUGAAAGGCCAGCUACUUUCUUCCCAGUCUGGAACCAGUUUUGCUGUCAGGCAGGUAAGAAAUAUCAAUAAUAAAGCAGCCUUCAACAAGGAAAAUGCAUGUAUCUGGGAACAACUCUCCACUGCUGCUCUGAAUAUAUUAUAGUCUGUGGUUAAAGCUUUGUUCGCUUUGGAUUCAGGACCGAAGGAGCUGUGACCGCAAGUAUGUGAUAUAGUAUAGAAGUCUUCCAGGCUGGUUCAGCUCAACUAGUUAUCAUGGAGACUAUCUGGUUCUGCUCCUGCAGUAUGAAGUUUCCUGUAGACUUGCUUAACCCAGUGCUGCCAGGUUAACUGGAAUGGGCCUGCCUUACACAUCGGUCAUUUCUGAAGGCAGCGUAGAUUUUCCAUAUGCAAAGUAGAGUUAUAGGCACCUUAGGCAUGAUGCUGGUCCAAGGAAACUUUGAAAUCCUUAAAAACAAAUAUGUAAAAGGAGAGUUAGUUCCCAUGCAAAUUUCCCAAGUUCAGGUCAGUUCUGCUUUUGCAACUGACUGCAGUUAAAACCUGUACUAAUUAGACAUCAAGUUACCUGGUCAUACUUAGCAACAUAGAGGCAAGUAUCAGUCUAAAUAUUUAAUCCUUUGUCAGGGUUGCUUCAUCAAGCAGGUUUUCAUUGUUCUUUAAAGAUCUGUUUGCAAAGUGUAAGGUAGUCUUAAUAAUAGUGAAGGUUGUUACUGUUUUGGUGCUAAGGACAUUUCUUUUUCCCUGUGUAAGUAACUUGACAAUAUCAGACACAAGUUACCUUAAAGAUGUAUGAAUGCUACUUCAGUUAAAAAGCAAUCAAAAUCAUCUUUGUCAAUGCAUACACUUGCUGAUAUAUUUAGUUCCCGUCUGUAUGGAUACAGGUUCCAUUAUUUGCAAUAUUUCUGUUCUUAGUUUCUUUCCUAAGUGCAGCAAAUAGAUUUCUUCUUUUUAUAAGUGCCUAUGGGAGGAUUUCCAAAAGUGCUUAAGGCCCAGCUGAGUGUCCGAGGAGUUUAGAUGCCCAGGUUCCCCUGGCAACUUUUGAAAAAUCCUCCUGCUGUGUCUUCAGAUCAGGAUGGAGAAGUGUCCUUAAGUGUCUGCACAGAGGUGAUGUAGAUGGUGUGCGAUCACUUUCCAUUGUUUCUCUAGCUGAGUUUCUAAUUUUAUAGUAGAGAAAGGUAGACAUACGGAACAUUAGCCUUCCAGCUGAGAGCCAGACCAAACCCAUUACUUGCGCUGGUGACGAGCUGCUCCCCUAAGUCCAGCCAAGGAAGCAGUGAGCUUGCCCACCCAGCAGUGAUGGAGCUUGAUCCCUGGCCCUAUCGGUUUUAUGUUGUGUAUUUAUUUAUUCAACAGUGUUAAGUAAAUGUGUAUUGGUGUUGACUAGCUGGCUUGGAAUUGGAGUUUUACACGUUAUGCUCUGUUGACCCGAAUGUGCAUGGUUUUGAGCACUUCCCUGUACAUUCUGACCUGCGUGGAGGCGCCAGAUGCUGAGCGUCUGAUACUGAUGGCACCUUAUGGGAUCUGACAGCUAAGUAGCAAAUUCAGGCACCAUGCAAUCCAUCAAGAGGAUUCAGUCAGCUUGUUAGAAGUAGCGACUCCAGGCACUUUACUGAAACAGGAUGUUGACUGAGGGACUGAGAGUUAAAGCCUCUCAAGGCCAUGUAGUGACUUAGUGCUCUCUGUAAGUGGUCCUUCAGCGUGCAAUGGGGAGAGAGGACUUUCAUGCUCUACAUGCACUGUUCUGCUGAUACUCCAAAAGGCCACUAUACUUUUAUUGGCUUUCCCAAGUUAUUAAAGGAUUUAUUUUUAUUCUUUUUUUUUUAGUAGAACAAAGUCCAUUGGAAUGCUAAAUCAAUCAAAAAAAAAAUGUUUGCUUUUCCGCCUUUCUCUCAUGGUCACCAACCAUUCAGGUACAAGGUCAAGUUUUGUGUUGUUCCAGAUAUACUGAAGUGUUACCUGUGGUAUUUACAAAUCCCUGCAGAUGUAUGGUUUCUUUUCUGUAUUAAAGUAUAAAUUAUAUGUGG
This is a messenger RNA of Rhea pennata, 4527 nucleotides long. It is a transcript of the gene KCTD20, whose product is annotated as potassium channel tetramerization domain containing 20. Lineage: Eukaryota; Metazoa; Chordata; Aves; Rheiformes; Rheidae. Gene Ontology annotation, cellular component: cytoplasm. Gene Ontology annotation, molecular function: protein binding. Gene Ontology annotation, biological process: positive regulation of phosphorylation. The transcript has 9 exons. The record is from RefSeq and is a predicted model, not a curated record. The coding region runs from base 309 to 1565 and encodes 418 amino acids.